AUGUCACAGCAAUCACAUAUGAUCAGACCUUCAUGGUACCCUGCAGUGACUUACUUGGGAGAUCAGAAGCAGGAGCUAGUGCAGAAUUUCACCAUCGUCGGAUGUAUUGUGGGUUGCUUGAUCAUUUUAGGGUGCAUUUUCUAUUGCCUUCUAAAACGACGUCUCCAGAUGCAGGCAGCACAUGCAGCUUUGGCAUCACCAUCACCACGCGGGCUAGAUCGCCAGCAGAUCGAGAUGUUCGAGGUAUCUCCUUAUGUACCUGCAACAGGGAUAGCUACAGAGUUGGAGGAGUGCCCCAUCUGUCAGGAGCAGUAUGAGCCGGGCGAGCUGCGUCGUAUCUUGACCUGUGGGCACUACUAUCACAUGGAGUGCGUUGAUGUGUGGCUGUCCUCCCGCCGGACAUGCCCAGAAUGUCGUAGGGAGUACCUAUAG
This is a messenger RNA of Asparagus officinalis (garden asparagus), 432 nucleotides long. Its product is annotated as RING-H2 finger protein ATL10-like. The record is from RefSeq and is a predicted model, not a curated record. The transcript has a single exon. Lineage: Eukaryota; Viridiplantae; Streptophyta; Magnoliopsida; Asparagales; Asparagaceae. Bases 1 to 432 code for a protein of 143 amino acids.